Pygoscelis adeliae (Adelie penguin) is the source of this 1524-nucleotide messenger RNA. It is a transcript of the gene F2RL1, whose product is annotated as coagulation factor II (thrombin) receptor-like 1. Gene Ontology annotation, biological process: blood coagulation; positive regulation of Rho protein signal transduction; thrombin-activated receptor signaling pathway. The record is from RefSeq and is a predicted model, not a curated record. Gene Ontology annotation, cellular component: membrane. The transcript has 2 exons. Gene Ontology annotation, molecular function: thrombin-activated receptor activity. The coding region runs from base 1 to 1524 and encodes 507 amino acids. Lineage: Eukaryota; Metazoa; Chordata; Aves; Sphenisciformes; Spheniscidae.
AUGGCUGGCUUGCCCAUAUGGUUUGUAAGUCCCUGUGGCAUUCGAAGAGAAAGUGAGAGAACCAGCAGUUCAAAAGGAAGAAGUUUUGCUGGCCGGAAAGUUCCAAAUACAAAUAAUGCCUCAGAAGAGUUAUACGAAGUGGAUGAAUUUGCAGCAAAAGCCCUCACAGGAAAGCUGACUACAGUUUUUCUUCCCAUUGUCUAUAUCAUUGUCUUUAUCAUUGGUUUUCCAAGCAAUGCCAUGGCCCUCUGGGUCUUUUUUUUCCGAACGAAGAAGAAACAUCCGGCUGCGAUUUAUAUGGUUAACUUGGCAUUGGCAGACCUUCUUUUUGUUGUCUGGUUCCCGCUGAAGAUUGCGUACCAUGUAAAUGGCAAUAAUUGGCUAUUUGGUGAAGGUCUCUGCAAAGUACUUGUUGGAGAGAGUAGUAGAACCAGCAGUUCAAAAGGAAGAAGUUUUGCUGGCCGGAAAGUUCCAAAUACAAAUAAUGCCUCAGAAGAGUUAUACGAAGUGGAUGAAUUUGCAGCAAAAGCCCUCACAGGAAAGCUGACUACAGUUUUUCUUCCCAUUGUCUAUAUCAUUGUCUUUAUCAUUGGUUUUCCAAGCAAUGCCAUGGCCCUCUGGGUCUUUUUUUUCCGAACGAAGAAGAAACAUCCGGCUGCGAUUUAUAUGGUUAACUUGGCAUUGGCAGACCUUCUUUUUGUUGUCUGGUUCCCGCUGAAGAUUGCGUACCAUGUAAAUGGCAAUAAUUGGCUAUUUGGUGAAGGUCUCUGCAAAGUACUUGUUGGAUUUUUCUAUGGAAAUAUGUACUGUUCCAUUCUCUUUAUGACAUGCCUCAGUGUGCAACGGUAUUGGGUUGUAGUGAACCCCAUAGUGCAUUCGAGAAGGAAAUCUGAAAUUGCCUUGGGCGUCUCCCUUGGUAUCUGGAUACUGAUUUUGUUGGGCACCAUUCCGUUGUAUCUUGUUAAUCAAACAGCAUACAUUUCAAAUCUUAACAUCACUACCUGCCAUGAUGUGUUGCCUGAAAAUGUUUUGCCUCGUAACAUGUUCAAUUAUUUCCUCUCACUUGCAAUUGGACUCUUCUUAAUCCCAGCUCUCCUCACUGCUGUCGCUUACAUACUAAUGAUUAAGACUCUAAAUGCUUCCAUCUCAGAUAUAAGCACUGGGAAGAAACGAAAAAGAGCAAUCAAACUCAUUAUCGCUGUCCUGUCUAUGUAUCUCAUCUGUUUUACACCUAGCAAUGUCCUGCUUGUUGUGCACUAUUUGCUCCUCAAAACCUACAGCCAGAGCUAUCUGUAUGCGUCAUACAUAACUGCACUGUGUCUUUCUACAUUGAACAGUUGUAUUGAUCCAUUCAUCUAUUACUAUAUUUCAAAAGACUUCAGAGACAACCUUAAAAAUGCUCUUCUUUGCCGAAGUGUGCGAACUACACGGAGGAUGCAAGUGUCUCUCUCAUCGAGCAGGUACCCCAAGAAAUCAAAUUCUUACUCUUCAAACUCAAAUGGGACCACUAAAUCAACCUACUGA